This is a messenger RNA of Nilaparvata lugens (brown planthopper), 1810 nucleotides long. RefSeq names its product heterogeneous nuclear ribonucleoprotein A1, A2/B1 homolog. Gene Ontology annotation, molecular function: RNA binding. NCBI's taxonomy places the organism in Eukaryota, Metazoa, Arthropoda, Insecta, Hemiptera, Delphacidae. The transcript is spliced from 8 exons. The record is from RefSeq and is a predicted model, not a curated record. The coding region runs from base 187 to 1200 and encodes 337 amino acids.
AUGUAUUCGGUUCUAUAGGCUAACCUCCUUCCUUGCUUCUGCUCUCAUUUUUUUUAUCUUGGCUUGGAAGUUGGAACUUGUGGACUGGAAUAGCAUUGUUUGGUUUGGUCAGAACUCUUAGUCAUUAAUCGAGUUAAGCUGAAAUCAAGUCAAAUUGAUUUGCUAUUUUGUUGAAUUAGUACAACCAUGGUGAAGAAUGAUGACUCAAAGGAGCCAGAACAUGUGCGCAAACUGUUCAUUGGAGGUUUGGACUACAAGACAACUGAUGAUUCAUUGAAGAAACAUUUUGAACAAUGGGGUGAGAUCGUUGAUGUUGUAGUCAUGAAGGACUCAAAUACCAAAAAGUCAAGAGGUUUCGGAUUCGUUACUUACUCUGAGGCUAGCUGCAUCGAUGCUGCACAAAGUGCGAGGCCUCACACCGUCGAUGGUAGAGUUGUUGAACCGAAAAGGGCAGUCCCUAAAACCGAAGCUGGAAGGCCGGAGAGUGCAGCUACAGUAAAAAAACUUUUCAUUGGAGGCUUGAAAGAUGAACAUGACGAACAAGAAAUAAAAGACUAUUUCAAAAAUUUUGGCAACGUUGUAAACUGCACGGUCAUUUGUGAUAAGGAGAGUGGCAAGAAGAAGGGAUUUGGAUUUGUCGAAUUCGAUGACUAUGACCCAGUUGAUAAAAUCUGCUUGCAAAGCUGUCACACAGUGAAAGGCAAACGCAUCGAUGUGAAAAAGGCGUUAAGCAGGGAAGAGUUGGCGAAGAUAGGAGGAGGUGGUGGGGAUAGGGGUGGCCGACGAGGAGGAAGAGGUGGGGGAGGUCGAGGAGGAGGACGUGGGGGUGGAUAUGGAGGCGGAGGUCGUGGAUACGGAGGCGGAGGUCGCGGAGGAAGCGACUGGAAUAACACAACUGUGGUGGCCGGCGGUAAAACGUGGGAAUCUGAGCCAAUGGGAGGCGGUUCAUAUGGAGGCAGAAACAGCGGGGGCGGCUAUGAUGGAGGGAGUGGAGGUGGCUACCAACAGAGCUACAGUGGUGGACCCAUGCGCAGUAACUAUUCUUCAGGCGGUGCCGGUGGAAGGCCUUCGCCCUAUAGUGGCAAUGCUGGUGGUGGUGGUGGUGGUUAUGGAGGCGGAGGAGGUUAUGGCGGAGGCAGCGGAGUUGGUUAUGGAGGCACUGGCAGUGGGGGUGGUUAUGGCGGAAGCCGAAAGUAUUGAACAACUGAGUCGCUGCUAAUUCCUAUGAUGUGUUGAAGAUCUGUGAUGCAAGGAUAGAAAGAACCGAGUGAGAGGAGUGUAGCCCAGGAAAGUGAAAAUCUUUUUUGAAAGUGAAAAGGCAGUUGGACUUUAAAUAUCAGGCAGGAUAUUUAGGCAGGAGUCUCCUCUCCAACUUCCCCAGUAUAUCCGCAGUAUGGUCUCUCAUCACUACUAGGAAUUCAGCACUUGACCAACGUAUUGUUUAAGAUCUGAUUAAUAUUAUAAACAAUCUAUGUACAUGUUAAUUUUGUAGUGUGUUCUUUUAAGUCAUUUUGUGAACUAUGUCAUAGAAAACUUUAUUUCCAUUGAGUAUAUGUUUUGAAAUGAGGAAUUGUUGUACAAAUAUUGAUUGUGAGCAAAUUUAGGAUUAAGACUGUAUUUUUUAUAUAAUGGAUUAUAUUACAUUUUUGUUAAGAUGGUAGCUGUUGUCAGUUUCUUUAGUUGUAGGACUUCUCCAAUCUGAUUUUCAUUUCAUGCAAAAAGGAAUUGUAAUUUAAGAACUCUUUACAAAUUAACUUUUUAUAAAUUAAUGUAUAGAGUGAAAUAAACUUUCCUUGUCACAAUAGUGUAA